Molecule: messenger RNA, 2862 nt
Organism: Cylindrotheca closterium
Lineage: Eukaryota; Bacillariophyta; Bacillariophyceae; Bacillariales; Bacillariaceae
Source: the annotation of a GenBank genome assembly
AUGGAAGCAUCCAAUGUCGCUGAUCCUCCACGAAAUCAGGCACGUGGUGAAGUUAUGAAUGAAACUGAUGCGAUCAUUGUCCCAUUUGCCGACGAUGGUGAUAUUGAGCAAAUGGUUCACAAUGGAAAGGAUGAACAACAUGGCAGAAGGCGGGAACACUUUAAGUCACAGAAACGGUCAUCCAGCCGGAAAAACAUGAGCAAAUCGAAAUCUUCCCGUCGACACUUGUCUGAUAGUCGUGGUCAUAGCGAGCGUCAUUUGACACGUGACUCCUCUCGGAGGCGCCACAAGCAAAACGAACGACAGGAGUCACACCGCGUGUCCAAGCGCCACAAUUAUAGAUUUGAUGACGACUAUCAAAGUGGUAGUGACGACAAAGACGACGACAGGAACUAUAGAAUUGACAAGCAACAUAAUACGGAAAGGUAUAGAAGCGAAAUCGCCGAACAGGAGAUUGUGCACAGCCAAGAUAGACACCAGCCAAGGCGAAGCAGAAGAAGUUCGCGGUCUCGUUCUCGUCAACAGAGCAGUGGAGGGCGACGAUCUUUAUCCGAACACAAGGAAGACUCCCGUCGAAGUGAAGUUGGACAUCGGAAUUACCAUCGAUCCAAAAGUAGACUCGACGAACAACGCAGUCAGUCGAUACCACCAAUACUACCGGCAGCAUCGUCGCAAACCCAAGCAACGUCGCAAUUUUCAGAUGUGGAAACUCCUCAGUCCAAGACCAAAAAGAAAAAGAGCAAGCAAGGGAAAGGAAAAUCAAUAUUCUGUACCAGAAAUUUUUGCUGUGGGCUAUUUUUUAUUUGCAUUAUUGUCGGUGUUGUCGCGACGGUGCUCCUGCUUCAGAAGCGGGUCGUGAACCCAGCAACAUUGCCAAAGUCAUUUGAUCCGCCGUCAAGUGCAGAUUGUGCUGCCAUUUCCAAAGGAACUUUUGUGACUCCAAAAGAUGAUGCCAAUCAUGCAGUCAGCGUUCAUCGUCGUUUCGAGAUCAACAUACAAGUGGAAAUGAGUCUGCUGCAAGAAAUAGAUGAUGAUUCGAAUGCUGGAAUGUUGUCAAGUGUCGAGGAUUCCAUGCAAACCCAUUUGAUGCCCAUGCUGGCAGACUGUCCACAGAAGUCUCGGCGUUCAUUGAAACUAGACGAAGACUUACCACAAUACAUCAUUUCCAAUGGAGUUGUCGUGAAUGCAAUCAUGAACCCAAACGAAAUAAUGGACCCGACCGGAACCAGACAACAGGAAUCGAUCAAUCGCUACCUUUUGCUGGUGAUUAUUGAUGUUUGGCUCCAGGAUGAAGUCAAAGAUGAACUGAUCAUUGGGAAAGUACUGGGAAGCUUCGAGAAACUUGAUCGAGGGAUGGUAUUCCCGGGUCAGGUUCAAAUUGCGGGGUCGGCUCUGAGUGUUCAACCUAUGACAACGUUCGAUGAUGUUACAGCAUUUCCCACGGUGUCACCCACAGUAGCUGCAUCCAAAAUUCCAACAGGUGUCCCGACUCAACUAGCUUCGGCGUCUCCAACGAAAGUACAAAGUCUGAAUCCAACUGGGUUUCCCAGUGCUUCCCCGUCAGCAGCACCAACGGGCAUGCCCUCCGUUUCACCUUCUUUGCUCCCGACCUCAGAGCCGUCUAAAUAUCCUUCGGCGCAACCAAGUUCGAAUCCCACGCUGGCUCCAACCUCCAGGCCGACCCGAGAACCAACAUCAUCUCCAUCCCCGCGUCCGACAGCUCCACCUACGAUCGCCACUACAAAGACUCCUGUUGCGGUGGAACGCUCCGUCGACGUUGUCAUUGUGGGAGCUGGAGCGGCUGGUCUAACAGCCGCAUAUCAUUUGGAACAAGAAGGAAUUUCAGUAGUGGUUCUGGAAGCAGCCAACAGAUAUGGCGGUCGGAUGAAACAGGACAAUACAUGGGAUGUGAGCAUGGGACUGGGUCCAGAGUGGCUGCACGUGGACGAACCCAAUGAUAUGCUGAGCAGAAUUGUUGGACGCACAGUCAACAAGAGAACCAUUCGUGACCCGAAUGUGGCCCAUCGAUGGACGGGAACAACACUAGAACACAAUCCUCCAGGACGUUGGUCUGGCGACUAUCGCUGGAUGGACGGAACAUGGUGGGACUUUUUCCAUGAAGAGAUGGCGUCAAAUCUUCAGGCUAACACGAUUGUGCUCAACAGCCUUGUCGAGAAAAUUGACUAUGAGUAUCAAAAGCCAGUGGUAUUUCUGACAAAUGGAAGGAGAUACGAAGGGUCCUACGUCAUUGUCACAGCGUCAGUGCGAACACUGCAACUGGGUGAAAUCAACUUCGUCCCAAGUCUACCAUCAAGUCACAUUGACGCUAUCAAUAAUAUUGAAAUGGACAUUACCGUCAAGGUGUUUCUGGAAUUCACAGAAAAAUUCUAUCCGGACGCGUUUGCAUUGGACAGCGAUUGGGAUGAGUACAGUAGCGAUUGCGGGUCAUCAAAUCAUGGGCUUCGACUCUUUUACGAUCCAACUGUUGGAAGGGUGACAAAUACUAAUAUUCUGGGAAUGUUUACCUAUGCCGACAUUGCCGAUUUGUACACCGGCCAAGCAGACUCUGUGGUAAUAGAGACCAUUUUGAAUCUACUGGAUGACGUCUUUGAUGGGAAAGCCUCGGAGACUUUUGUCAAGGGUGUCGUUCAAGAUUGGGCGAACGAACCGCAGAUACGAACCGCGUACUCAAGGUAUGCUCCAAGUCGCUAUCGGGAAAGACUUCGCGAUCCCAUUGAUAGCAAACUGUACUUUGCUGGUGAAGCGGUCAAAACAUCUGGUGCUAGCUGGGGAUAUGUCCAUGGCGCUGCUUAUUGCGGCAAGGAUGUGGCAGAGGAAAUCAUUGACAGGAUACGCGCCUAA